ACCAUUUUUAUUUAAAAAUACAAUAUUUAAUUUUUACAUAUAAAAAAAAUUGGAAUAUAAUGUCUUAUAUGUUAUCACAUUUAGAAAACGGUUGGCAAGUUGAUCAAGCAAUUCUUUCUGAAGAAGAUCGCGUAGUACUUAUUAGAUUUGGACAUGAUUGGGAUCCAACCUGUAUGCAAAUGGAUGAAAUAUUAUAUGGGAUUGCUGAAAAAGUCAAAAAUUUUGCUGUAAUCUAUUUAGUUGACAUUUCCAAAGUUCCAGACUUUAAUAAAAUGUAUGAAUUAUAUGAUCCAUGUACAACCAUGUUUUUUUAUCGCAAUAAACAUAUGAUGAUAGAUUUGGGUACUGGUAAUAACAAUAAAAUUAAUUGGGCACUAAGUGAUAAACAAGAAAUGAUUGAUAUUAUUGAAACAAUAUAUAGGGGUGCUAGAAAAGGUCGUGGUUUAGUAGUUGCACCUAAAGACUAUUCUACCAAAUAUCGUUAUUAAUUUUCUAUAAUGCAUAAUUAUUUUGUUAAUUGAUAAUAUGUUUAUGUCAAAUGAUGAAUGGAUUAAAAGAAUAAAUACUGCAAAA
Messenger RNA from Gordionus sp. m RMFG-2023, 573 nucleotides. Its product is annotated as thioredoxin-like protein 4A. The record is from RefSeq and is a predicted model, not a curated record. Gene Ontology annotation, cellular component: U5 snRNP; U4/U6 x U5 tri-snRNP complex; spliceosomal complex. Bases 60 to 488 code for a protein of 142 amino acids. Lineage: Eukaryota; Metazoa; Nematomorpha; Gordioida; Chordodea; Parachordodidae. Gene Ontology annotation, biological process: mRNA splicing, via spliceosome. The transcript has a single exon.